This is a messenger RNA of Cotesia glomerata, 4367 nucleotides long. RefSeq names its product serine/threonine-protein kinase BRSK2 (gene sff). The transcript is spliced from 13 exons. Lineage: Eukaryota; Metazoa; Arthropoda; Insecta; Hymenoptera; Braconidae. Gene Ontology annotation, cellular component: cytoplasm. Gene Ontology annotation, molecular function: ATP binding; protein serine/threonine kinase activity; tau-protein kinase activity. Gene Ontology annotation, biological process: intracellular signal transduction; microtubule cytoskeleton organization; protein phosphorylation. The coding region runs from base 1158 to 3623 and encodes 821 amino acids. The record is from RefSeq and is a predicted model, not a curated record.
AACACACGAAAGAAAUAUGCGCGCGCAUUUGCCUCGAGCACAUAAUCGAACUGGGAGCGCCUUACAUUUUACCCUUAGCUUCGUUCUCUAUUUGGUGUGUGGUUUGUAUUUCAUAAAGUACACGGGGAUUACAAAAUUUAUAAACAUUUUAACCAAAAAUAUUUGGUGUUCAUUGAAUAGGUGUUUGUUAAUUUUUUUUUUAAUCAAUAUUACAUAAAUACAUAAAUUUAUGCACACACAUAAUCAUACACGCAUACACAUUUAUACUCAUAAAUAGUAACUUGAAUCUGUUGUUAAAUAAAUUACUUUUACAGUUACCUUGACAUUGGGUUGGGCAAAGUGAAUGGUGGAAUUAAGUGAUAAAGCUUUUAAUAUGAGUGCUGACAGUGAUAAUAAGGGGUUGAGCAAUAACAAAAUGUAGUUACUUAACUUUUUCAAAAAACUUACGGAAAUCCCAUAAGUGACAUAAAUACUUAUAAUCGUGACAUAUAAAUGAUUCAAGCAUUACAAUUUUGGAAAGAUUUUUCUCGUUCGAAUGUGUCCAAGUGUGCUAUUUUAAACGUACAUACCUAAGAAACAAGAUCAUAGAAACAAAUUUUUUAUAUACACAUACAUACAUACUUUGUAUGUCAAAUUAUUAUUGUUUUGCUUCUUUAUCAACAGAAAUAUGGAUUCAGUAAUAAACUGGCAUCAAUAUUCAUUUCAUUAUAAAAAGUCAAAAAACGUACCUGGAAAAAUCAUCAACUACUCGAUAUAGAUAUUUGCUGUAAAAUAGUCUAUUUUACAGACUUCAUAUUAUAUGAUAAAAUUCUAUUCUCACUCUUCAAAGAAAAUUCAUUUACAACUCAGAUGUUUAUUCUUUAUUGAAUUUUAUCUCAAUAGAGCAUUAAUAUCGUUAAAAUAAGAAUGCGAACGAAGGCAAAAUUUCAGCCUUUUCGGCGACACUGGCGUCUUGUUCGAACUCGUGCAAAAAAUGUGCACGAUUUCAACCCGGCGACGAUGAGAAAAAAUGAUCACUCAAAGUCGCAAAUAAUUAUUUUUAACAAACCAUUGAGGAAAUGAGUGUGAUCUUCGCCAGUUUGAGGUGGCUGUGAGAAAGAGCUCCUUGGACCAGCUACGCACAUUUGGAUUCAAACUUGGCUGACACAAAAACCAACAUGACGGCGGUACCGGGCAAGGAAAGUCCGGUCGUAUUAAAUACUCAAGAGACUCAUCAGUAUGUUGGGCCUUAUCGGCUUGAAAAGACUUUAGGAAAAGGCCAAACUGGUUUGGUGAAGCUUGGAGUUCAUUGUGUAUUAGGUAAAAAAGUAGCAAUUAAAAUUAUCAACCGUGAAAAACUGUCGGAGUCCGUGUUGAUGAAGGUGGAACGUGAAAUUGCUAUUAUGAAGCUCAUUGAUCAUCCACAUGUACUUGGACUUUCAGACGUUUAUGAAAAUAAAAAAUACUUAUAUCUUGUAUUAGAACAUGUAUCAGGAGGUGAACUUUUUGAUUAUUUAGUGAAAAAAGCUAGACUUACGCCUAAAGAGGCGAGACGAUUUUUUAGGCAAAUAAUAUCUGCAUUAGAUUUUUGUCAUAGUCACAAUAUUUGUCACAGAGAUUUGAAGCCGGAAAAUUUAUUACUUGACGAGAAAAAUAAUAUUAAAAUAGCAGACUUUGGAAUGGCAUCAUUGCAACCAGCUGGAUCUAUGCUAGAAACAAGUUGCGGAUCUCCUCAUUAUGCAUGUCCGGAAGUGAUUAGAGGUGAAAAAUACGAUGGUCGGAAAGCAGAUGUAUGGUCAUGUGGAGUAAUUUUGUAUGCUCUCCUUGUUGGUGCAUUGCCCUUUGAUGAUGAUAAUCUACGGCAACUUUUAGAAAAAGUAAAACGAGGUGUAUUUCAUAUUCCACAUUUUGUACCACCUGAUUGUCAGAAUCUUCUUCGCGGAAUGAUUGAAGUAAAUCCUGACAAACGACUCACGUUGGCGGACAUAAAUAAGCAUAUCUGGGUAACAGCUGCUGGAAAAGGUGAACUCGAAUUGGAACUUUCCAUGAUGGAAGUAGUACAAACACAUGUCAUUCCGUCCGUCGAGUUAAUUGAUCCAGAUGUACUUCAAGCUAUCGCAAGUUUAGGAUGUUUUAAAGAACGCGAUAAACUUAUUCAAGAAUUGCUAAGUCCUAACCAUAAUACUGAAAAAGUAAUCUAUUUUCUCCUAUUGGAGAGGAAAAGAAGAAGACCAGCUUGUGAAGAUGAGUUAGAAGGCAUUCGAGUCGGAAUAAGAGGUUCUUCAGGACAAUCAGAAGUAGACCCACCUCGAAAGCGAGUGGACACUUGUCGGGUCAAUGGGAAUACAACAUUGAAUUUAGGGCAAAUUAGUCAUGGGUCACCUUUGACGCCAAGAAGACAAUCCAGUGCACGACAUCAUACCCGACGUUCACCAAGUACUGGAUCGCAUACACAUUUAUCACAUUCCCAUGCCUCAACACCAGGGAGUUCACCUAUGCAUAGUCCCAAUGUCGCCGGUCUUUUAAGUCCACAUAGAGCAGUACCCAACUCACAUCAUGGGCAAAAUCCAAGUCCACAUCGUUUAUCUAUUACUAGUGGAUCAGCCAGUGGAAACGGUACAAUGACCAGUACUAUUGCAACUACCACUGUUUCAACGACUUCGGCUACUAGUCAACCAUUUUCAAAUGUUGCAAUAGAAUUGAAUGAAAUUCAAUCGAUAGGUAUUACACCUCCAGGUUCUCCACAUACGGGCACUGGAACUGGAGCCCACCAUUGGAGAUCUCGUUUAACUACAAUUAAAAAUUCGUUUUUGGGAAGUCCGCGUUUUCAUCGACGCAAACUGCUUACAAGCACUGAAGAGGUUCAUCUUACACCGGAUUCUUCACCUGAACUUACAAAAAAAUCUUGGUUUGGUAGCCUUAUGGCCUCUGAAAAAGACGAAACAUUUACAGUUCUUGUAAAAGGCAAACCUUUGGCAAGCGUAAAAGCUGAUCUUAUCCAUGCUUUUUUAUCAAUAGCUGAAUUGUCACAUAGUGUAAGUUCGCCAUUGUCUUUUAAAGUUGAAUACAAACGUAGCAGUACUGCUCCUGCGAUGUUUCAACGACAAGUUCGAUUUCAAGUUGACAUCAGUGCAAUAUCUAAACAACCAAAUGAACCUCUAUUUGCUAUCACAUUUACGUUACUAAGUGGAAAUAUACGACGAUUUCGAAGGGUAUGUGAGCAUAUACAAUCUCAAGUAUGCUCUAGGAAUAUUGGGAUGGCUCUCGGUAGUCAAAGUCGAGCAGCACCACCAAGUCCUAGGGCAUCUCGUAAAUUCACUACAGAAAUGAGUGAAAGUUCAAGUUGUGGCAGUGACACAAGUGAAAGACUUUUCCUCAGCCCUCAUCCUACUACCAGACAGGUAGUUUAUUUUAACAAGGUUGAUUCAGACCUUGAGUCUGAAACGUCAGCAUUCGAUGUUAAAUCUCCGACUCACGAGAACGGUCGAAGAAGCUCUACUUCAACAAACAACAAUAAUUCAAUCGCUGGUGAUGUAACACCGACGCCUGGAAGUCCAUCUAAAACUGUGCGUAGCAAUUCAGAAAGUCAAAAUACACCAGAAAAAAAAUGUGUCACAACAAUGAGUGGCAAUAAUAUAGCGUGAUACUAUCAGAAUUUUCGCUCGGAGUUACGCACUAGUUUUGCUAGUUUCUGGAAUAGUAUACAGUGAGUUUAUAAUGGUGUCGUUGUUAUAAAAUAACAGUAUUUUUCUGUUUGAAUGAUUAAGGAAUGUAAUGGUUUGUUUUUUCUUAUUUUUAUGAAAAAAAAAUAUAUAUAAAAUGAUUAAAACAGAAGGGGUAUGAGUGACAAAAAAAAAUUUUUCUUAAUAUCUGAAGGUAUCACAUUGGUUUUUAUACUUCAUAGUAAAUUCAAAUUUUUUGUUUUAUAAGAAUUAAUAAAGCUAAAAAAACCUCCGCUUAUAUAUGUACAAUAAGAUUUGAAGAAAACUUAUAUUUACAAAUAAAAAUCUUUGACGUUAUGCACUUAUGAAAAAAGUAACUGAAAACAGCUAUACGGCAAACGGAACGAAAAACUUUAAUGAAUGACUUACUUAAAGUCACCAUUUUUCUAUUUUUUAGUAUAUUAUUUAAAAAUUGUUAUAUUCAAUUUUAAAAAUAAAUUUUUUAUAUUUAAAAAUCAAAUUUUUAUGCAAUUUUUUCUACUCAAAUUAUCACUGAGAUCAUUAUCUUACUACUUAUUUGUAUUCCGAUUGCCCGGAGUGAAACUCAAAAUUAUUAGUAGGAGAAAGAAUACUAAUAUAUGUAAGAGGAGCGAAGUUAUAUUGUAAAAAAGGCCAUUCGACAGCCGAAAUAGAAGUAGAUUUCAUUAAUAGCUACAUUUAUUAAUA